AUGGUGAUCGUGGUAGUAACAGACUAUGUCGGUCAGGAUUCUCCAGAAGAACAGCCGGUAGUGUCUAGCAUUGAGCUUUCUGGGCAUGGCUCUAGGGACGCCGACCUUGCCCUUCUUAGCUGCCCGUUCUGCUCCUGCUCCUUCAGAGCAGGGUACCUGGAUGAGGAGCAGAUGGAGGUGCUGCUGGAGCGCGCUCAAACAGAAGUCUUUUCCAUCAAACAGAAGCUGGACAAUGACUUAAAACAGGAGAAGAAGAAGCUGCACCAAAAAUUAAUCCUGAAGAGAAGACGAGAGAUGCUGCAAAAGCACAAGGAGCAGCGGAAGGAGCAGCUGUCCCUCGGGGAGGCCCUGCGAGCUGCCGAGGACGCCAGCCAGUACCUGGGCCGGUGGGGGAGCCUGCUGGCGGAGCACAGCGCCGUGCUGGAGGAGCUGCAGGAGCGUCUGGACCAGGCCGCCCUGGAGGAGCUCAGGGCCCUGAUGCUGUCGCUGUCCGAGAAGGCCACCGAGGAGCUGCGGCGCCUGCAGAACUCGGGGAUGACCCAGGAGCUGCUCAAGCGCAGCGUGCCCUGGCUCUUCCUGCAGCAGAUCCUGGAAGAACACAGCCGGGGGCUGGCUGCCAGGGCCCAGCAGCUCGAGGGUGAGGAGAGGGACAGGGACCAGGAGGGCGUCCAGAGCGUGAGGCAGAGACUGAAGGACGACGCUCUGGAGGCCUCAACGGAGGAGCAGGUGGAGCUGAGACGCUGGGAGCACCUGAUCUUCAUAGCCCUGGCCUAUCUGGAGCUCCAAGAGCUGGAGAGGAAGCUAGAAGACAAGCUGGCACAUCAGGAGGCAGUCCAGCUACAGCGGGCUCUGGCGAGUCGGCAGCAGUGGGCUGGGGACGAGCCCGGGCUUCUGGCAGAGCCUGAGGAUGCAGAUUCUGGAAGGCACGUCUCUGCUGUCCUGCAGCAGGCCCUGAGCCAGGGCCGGAAAUUACUGGAGCGCCACCAGCAGAGUUGGAAAGAGGAGCGAGACCACAGCGUCGUGCUGGAGGACUGGCUGGAGAAUGUGGAGUUCGACACCUUUGCAACCCUGUACAGCCAGGAGCUGAGACUGGCGUCGUACCUGUCCAGGCUGGCCAUGGUGCCAGGCAGCACGCUGCGCCGGCUCCUGAGCGUGGCUCUGCCCGCGGCCUCGCAGUCUGAGCUCCUGGCCGCGCUGGACCCGGGCAGCCAGAAGCAUCCGGACCACAUGGUAGAGACUGAUGGUGGCGGGGAGCAGGCCGACCUGGGCAGGAGGAGGAAGCACCAGGGCUGGUGGCAAGCCCUGGAAGGCCGACUGCGAGGAGAACUGAUAAGCAGAGGACUGGAGAAGAUGCUCUGGGCCCGAGAAAGGAAGGAGAGUAUAUUAAAGAAGACAUGUCCCCCUCUCAGAGAGAGGGUGGUAUUGCCUGGAAAAGGAAGCUGGCCGCAUCUGUCCCUGGAGUCCAUCGGAGAACUGGCUGCCGUGCCCAUUGUAGGGGCAGAGACCAUUGAUUUAUUAAACACAGGCGAGAAGCUCUUUAUAUUCAGAAAUCCAAAGGAACCAGAGAUCUCAUUGCAUAUUCCGCCCAGGAGAAAGAAGAAGAACUUUCUAAAUGCCAAAAAGGCCACUUGGGCCUUGGGCAUGGACUAGUCCUAAGGAAAGCUCCAGGGAGUCUGAAGACAGAGUUUUCUUUUUCCUCUGCCCGUGUGUGUGUGUGUGUGUGUGUGUGUGUUCAUAGUGUACAACUCACAGAUGUAAGUCACACAUGCAGAAGACCAGACACCCCCCCAACACCCACGACCUUCAAGGACUCAGUUUAAUCUGGUCUUAUGAUUUUCCAGAGGGUCUACCCUCCUCAGCAUCACGAGGGACAGCCUUGAACCCUUGUUGCCUUCAGUCUCACCUCUCUGCGCAUCUGGGGGAGACCCUAGCCCUCAGUUCAUACCCCUGUAAUGUCUGGCUGCAUAUGGGCUGUGUGUCCAAGUGAAGCUCUUUGUUCCUGCGUUUUGUGUUUGUUACAUAUUCUAUUUUUAUCAAGGGAACUUUCAAAAAUAAAUGCAUUUUACAUAAAGCUCUUCUCGGUGGCGCUCGGUUUUGCUUUAUGUAGGAAUCCUUUAUUUUUAGUUACUUCUUGUGUUUUGGCUACACGUUGUUGUGUUCCACAGAGACUUGCCCUCUAUCAUUCCAGGGGCCAGAAAAUGUGCCAGCCACUGGGGCAUAUGAUCUCCAACUCAAAUUAGAGUUACUUCCCCCUUUCAUAAAUGAGGAAAUCCAAAGGCUUAAGAUGAGGUGAUGUGUGCAAAAUCACAAAACCAGUAAGUAGCAG
Molecule: messenger RNA, 2326 nt
Organism: Leptonychotes weddellii (Weddell seal)
Lineage: Eukaryota; Metazoa; Chordata; Mammalia; Carnivora; Phocidae
Source: RefSeq, a predicted model, not a curated record